Molecule: messenger RNA, 1439 nt
Organism: Cyprinus carpio (common carp)
Lineage: Eukaryota; Metazoa; Chordata; Actinopteri; Cypriniformes; Cyprinidae
Source: RefSeq, a predicted model, not a curated record
AGUUAGUACCGCUUCAAAGUGGGUGGGACUGAUCGUUAAUAGUUGCCGCCUCUACUGUCAUGACAUCAUCCUAAACGUGCCAUAUUUCAAACGCACAACACAGAAACAAUGGAGCCUAUCGAGGGAAUGGUGUUCUUGAUUCUCGGCAUGUGGAUGUUUUUAACUUCAAGAUGGAGAAAUGUGUUUAAAAUGAGGCUGAUGGCAGCAAAACAAAUUACUGCAAAAAAAAAACAAACGAGUCUGGGAACUCUUACAACGAAGCAAAGAUGACGACAUCACUCGAUUUGCCCGACGGCGCACGAGGAUGUAUCAUAUUUUGCAAAGUCGCCGUCACAGACCAUCUGUUUGGACAUUUAACAGAGCUUCUGAGUGGUGGGGUGUGAUUGUUCCUGGGUUUACAAACACGCAGUGGUUGGAGAACUUUAGAAUGUCGGAAGAAAUGUUUAUUUACUUGUGCAACAAACUGCGUCCUGCGAUGGAGAGACGGGACACAAACUUCCGCGUGUGUGUACCUCUAAAGAAGAGAGUAGCCAUUGCACUGUGGAAGCUUGCUACCAGCUCUGAGUACAGAAGUGUUGGACAUCUUUUUGGAGCAAGCAUUUCAACUGUGUGUCUGUGUGUUCAGGAGUUCUGUGCUGCAGCAGAGACGUUGUUGAUACCAGAACAAAUUCGUUUUCCAGAUCAGGAGAGGUUUAAAGAAAUGGCUGCCUACAUUGAGAACAGAUGGGGACUUCCACAGUGUAUUGGUGCUAUUGAUGGAUCACACAUACCCAUAAUAGCACCACAAGACUAUCACUGUGUCUAUUUCAACUGUAAAGGCUGGCACUCCAUCAUCCUUCAAGGUGUUGUGGAUGGAAAGGGACUUUUCUGGAAUGUGUUCACAGGACUGCCUGGAAGCCUGCAUGAUGCUCGGGUUUUGAGACUGUCCACACUGUGGGAGGUGGCAAGCCGUGGAAACCACAUACCAGCUAGCACCAAAAACAUUGCUGGGGUGAAUGUUGGCUACUACAUCCUUGGAGACUCUGCCUAUCCCUUGCAGAACUGGCUAUUAAAACCAUUCAUUGACACUGGACGGCUAACAGCGGAACAGCGGUUCUACAACAUGAAAAUCUCCAGAGCACGUGUAGUGGUUGAAAAUGCUUUUGGUAGAUUAAAAAGAAGAUGGCGUUGCCUUAUGAAAAGAAAUGACUGUGCGGUCGACCUUGUGAAAUCUUGGUGCUGACAUGCUGUGCUCUACAUAACCUUUGUGAGAGUCAUGGAGAGGCCUAUGAGAGUGCAUGGGAUCCACCUUCAGCAGCAGAGCCUGUGCUGGGACUGGCUCAGCCUGUAGAGGAGGAGGGCAGGGAUGUCCGUGAGGCUCUGAUGCGUUACUUGAAUAGUUGACUCUGUCUGUUCUGUAAAGUGUGUUGUAAAUAAACUUUUGUGCAGUAUUUGAAAAA